Lolium rigidum is the source of this 1211-nucleotide messenger RNA. RefSeq names its product glycine-rich cell wall structural protein 2-like. Bases 93 to 773 code for a protein of 226 amino acids. Lineage: Eukaryota; Viridiplantae; Streptophyta; Magnoliopsida; Poales; Poaceae. The transcript is spliced from 2 exons. The record is from RefSeq and is a predicted model, not a curated record.
GCGGGACGACUCCACAUCAGUCGUCACACGGACAAACAAACCAGUUUAUAGCUGAACCUAGCACUAGCAGCUAGCUUGCAGGCAUCUCCAACAUGGCUACCGCCAAGCAUUUGGCCCUUGCCAUUCUUGUGCUACUUAGUAUAGGCACGACCACCAGCGCUCGAAUCCUACUGGGUUACGGCCCGGGCGGAGGAGGGGGUGGCGGAGGUAGCGGCGGUGGCGGCGGCUAUGGUGGAUCAGGGUCGGGUUCUGGUUACGGCGAGGGAGGUGGAAGUGGAGGUUUUAGUGGUGGUGGAUAUGGGCACGGUGGUGGCGGUGGAGGCGGUGGUGGUGAGGGCGGCGGUGCAGGCUCUGGGUACGGGUCUGGUGAGGGCUCUGGCUAUGGAGGCGGCGCUGGCGGCUCUGGGGGAUACGGUGGCGGCAGUGGUGGAGGAGGAGGCGGUGGUGGCCAAGGUGGCGGUGGCGCAGGCUAUGGGCAUGGGUCCGGUGAGGGCUCUGGCUAUGGCGGUGGUGGUGGUGGUGGUGGUGGUGGUGGACACGGUGGUGGUGGCGGAGGCGGCCAAGGUGGUGGGUCUGGCGGCGGCUCGGGCUAUGGCUCCGGUUUUGGCAGUGGAUAUGGCCAGGGUGGUGCUUAUGGUGGAGGGUAUGGAAGCGGCGGUGGUGGCGGCGGCGGCCAAGGUGGAGGCUCUGGCUAUGGAUCCGGCUCCGGCUCUGGAUAUGGCUACGGCUCCGGCUCCGGCUCCGGUGGUGGCUUCGGAAACGGACGCCACUGAGCUCACUUCAAUGGCAAGGCGCACCACUGGGUACAGUAUAUAGAUAAAAGUGUUUCACAGAUUGAUUAAUACUCCUGUAUUGGGAUUCCGCUUUACUUAUUUGGCAAAUUCUACUACGUAGUAAAUAAACGAUAUUUACAAUGAGAUUAUGUUUCUGUGUCCAUGGAGCUGUUUCCCCAAUUGAAGAGAUGUGAUAUGCAAGCAGCCAAGCAAAAUGAUAUACACUCCAUGACAACGGAGGUCAACCUUGUAUACUGAGCUCUAUGUUUGGUAGUUGGUUCUGCACAUUUUUCCCACGAGCGAACCUCAGUGUCAAGCAUAGAUUAAUCAGAUUCAUCUUCAGUUCCAUUAGUUUCCACAAGUAAACAGGUUUAUGUAAGAUACAGUUCCUGAACGGUCUGAGUCCACCAUAUGAUGAACCCUGUUUCUGAAUUUUUC